GAAAUCGGUGAUUGAAAGAUACAACAAAGGAAAAGAAGAUAAAUUGGGUGAUCCAUGUUCCGAGGUCAAGUUUUGGCAAAGGGAAGCUGCACUGCUGAGACAACAACUAGAGAACUUGCAAGAGAAUCAUCGUCCGGAAUCCAUGAAGUUCGCCGGAAAACGAACAACUCCGGCCAAACAAAGUGCAAAAACAGUCAUAAACAUAAAAACCGGCUCAAAUAGAGACAGAUCUAGUAACAUUAGGAGAGACGGAGGUCGGAGAAGGGGAAAAAAAUGCUCAACGGCGUUGCUUCGACGGCAAACCACCGGAGCAACGCCGGAGACACGCACAUCUUCCCGUUGCAGAAAAAUAAUGGGUGAAGAGCUAUCUGGACUGAAUGUCAAAGAUUUACAGAACUUGGAGAAGCAACUAGAAAUGAGUCUUCGAGGUGUCCGUAAGAAAAAGGACCAAGUUCUGAUUGACGAGGUACAAGAACUAAACCGAAAGGGAAAUUUCAGCCAUCAAGAAAACAUGGAACUUUAUAAGAAGCUAGACCUAGUUCGUCAAGAAAAUACGGAAUUGUAUAAGAAGGUCUAUGGAACUAAAGAAGCAAAUGCAGUGAGCAGAAAUGCCAUGAGUUCAAACAGUUUAAGCGUCAAUGAGGACCUUCAUGCACCUGUUCAUCUCCAGCUAAGCCAGCCACAGCAACAACACUAUGAAACACCAGGAACUACAAAAUUAGGGCUAUCGCUGCAUUAGUGGAGAAGAUGCAGACUGUGCCCUUAAGCUCUCUUCUGGAUCAAGCGCUCCACGUUCACGAAUAUAUGUUUAAAUUAUUAUUGAUCGGUCUAGAACCAGUGGAUGUCAGGGAAAAAUGGUUAAUUGACCUGGUCAAUGCUAGAAAGUUUGCAU
Molecule: messenger RNA, 892 nt
Organism: Lycium ferocissimum
Lineage: Eukaryota; Viridiplantae; Streptophyta; Magnoliopsida; Solanales; Solanaceae
Product: MADS-box transcription factor 27-like
Exons: 8
Coding region: 143-739 (198 amino acids)
Biological process (GO): regulation of DNA-templated transcription
Cellular component (GO): nucleus
Molecular function (GO): DNA-binding transcription factor activity
Source: RefSeq, a predicted model, not a curated record